Lactuca saligna is the source of this 1311-nucleotide messenger RNA. NCBI's taxonomy places the organism in Eukaryota, Viridiplantae, Streptophyta, Magnoliopsida, Asterales, Asteraceae. The record is from the annotation of a GenBank genome assembly.
AUGGCAACAAGCGAUGUGGAGGUUGGAGGAGGAGAUAGCAUUUUGCGUUCUGUCAAAUUUCUACUUGAUUGUAAAGAAAAAGGACGAAAUCAUGGCAAUCGACGUCCACCAUCAAUUUUCAUUGUUCCAAGAGUUUACCGAGAUCUCAGCCCAACAUGUUUUAACCCAAGGCUAGUCUCUAUUGGACCUCUCCACAGAAAAGACAAAGAUUUGCAAAAAUUUGAAGUUCAAAAAAUGACUUAUUUACAUCAUUUACUAGAUCAUUCGGGUUCCAACCCAGAGCAAACGUUACAAGAAUGUGUGCAAAAGGUGAUUCUAAAAAUUGAACAAAUCAAGUCAUGCUAUGAAGAGACGACCUACAACGAUGAGGAACUUGCUACAAUGAUGGUAAUAGAUGCUUGUUUUAUCCUUUACUUCAUUCAUCUUAUUUCAGUAGAAGCCGGCGGAUUUCAAGGAAACUGGUCGAUUAUACCAUUAAUAGUUCAUGAUAUGGUGUUGAUAGAAAACCAAAUCCCAUUUUUUGUUCUUAAAGACAUCAUUGAGUCUACUUUUCCUCAUUUUAAACCAAAUACCUCUCUCACUCACCAUCUCAAAAUACUUCUCGAAAGGUACUCUUUCUUUAUGGAAUAUGAAGUAACAAACAAUAUCAACCUAGAUAAGACUCCCGAUCAUAUCCUUGGCAUUCUGCACUAUUGCUUACAGCCUGUCCAUCACCCAUUACCAUAUUCUGAAGUUCCAAUGGAACAAAAAAGACACUCGGCCAUGGAACUGGAUAGGGCAGGGGUUAACUUUAUGCCUAAUGAAGAUGCAAAUUGGGCAAUGGCCAUGAAACUAGAAUUACCAAGGUUCUCAUGCUUCCCAUGGUUUUGGUGUAAACCUACACUAAGGAUGCCAAAACUAUAUGUGGAUGAUUACACUGAGUUGCUUUUAAGGAACCUCAUACUAUACGAGCAGUGUACUCUAGUUCCUGAGUACGUUACAUCAUAUUGUUGGGCUAUAGAUAUGUUAGUAGACACUCCAGAGGAUGUUGCCAAGUUGAUAAAAUCAGGGGUCCUGGUCAACGAUUGUGGGUCAAACGAGAGCGCUGUGUAUAUUUUAAACAACAUAUGCAAUGAUAUCACAUCAGAUGUUUUUUAUUACUAUCAAGAGUGGGAACGGUUGGAUACAUACUACAAGAGUUACUGGCCCAAUGCUGCUGCAGGGUUGAAGCGUACAUAUUUCAGUAGUCCAUGGAAUAUUAUUUCAGUAUUCGCUGCGAUCAUUUUGUUUGUUCUUACCCUUAUUCAGACCAUCUUUACAUUCAAGUGUUAG